CCACCAUACCAACAGCAGCAUAGAUAGACACAGAUGCUAUAAAAAAUCAACCCUUUUUGGUACUGUUGCUGGCUCUUUAGACACGACGAGAUGCCGUACAAUGCAAAAUCACAAUAGGGACGAAUGCAUAAUGGUGAGCGGUGCGGCCUUCAUUCGAGGCAAUAAUGCAACAGGUGAAUCUUCAGUCUGGGACGAUGAGAAAUACAAUACAUGAAACAGGAAAUAAUGACUCCCACCAAAAUUCAUGACUUCUAUUAUCGUUCGAGUGGGAACAAUUGAUUGAGGUGAAGGUUCAGGACCAGAAUCCAAUUCAAUAAGCAAUUACAAGAGGAGAUGAAACGACUGCUGUUGCUACUUCAACUCGUAAAUCCUGAUAUAAUAAUAAUGAGCAGGCAAUUAAUUAUGUAAAGAAAGGUUAUUAUGUAAAACUGACUACUUUAACCCAUUAUGCACACAUGGAAGAAAAGGAAUUUACUACCCCGGAAGAAUGACAUUGUUGGAAAUGUGACUUGAGUGAGAGAGGCGAAAUGAGAUUUCAAGGAAUCGGAAUAGAUUUAAUAAUGGUCAAUCGAUUGAAAAAUGAAUUAAAAACAAUUAUUUUAUCGUUUUGUUUAUAUAUAAUAUAUUAUUGUGUCAUUGAAAUUUCCAAAAUUCGAAGAAUGUUGUAGUACUUUCUUUUCGUUCGAACUAAUGUGUGCCUGAUAACGAUCGAGUAUUCGAAUGCUAGCAAUUGUCAAUAAAAUCAAGAAAAAAUAUUAUCCAUUCACUAAUAAUAUAUUACAUAUUUAGCAUGUUAGUAAAAAAUAAAUCCAAUUCAGCAGAAAUUCAAUUUGGCAAUGUCAACUUGGUAAUGUCAUCCUGGCAUUUGUCUUGAAAAUUUCGUACCGUGGUGGCCCAAGUUGUAAGACCCCAUUUAUCAUUCUAUGGGGCACCACCCCAUAGAAACGGUGUCAAUUAAUCGUGGCGUGUGACAGACUUUAACCCAGGAUGAAUCAAUUCGUUUCCUCUUUCGUUUCCUCAGAAACACCGGCGUAGCCGUUAGUGAUUGAAGAAUCCUGACUUUAACCAUUCGGUUUGUGCAAUUCGGAAUGCAUAAGCCUCGGUACAAUGAGUCUCACAAUGUCCUCUGAGUUGGGCAUACGUCUGUCUAAUUUCUGUGAAACAAUGGAGAGUGAACUUGUAAGCCGUUGUAUAAAAGUGUUUAGAUUUGAACCUCAUGCUCGAAAACGGAUUUUGCUGAUCCUUGGAGAAGUCACGUUGACAAUCCUUGUUCCGGUCACAGGAGAAGUAAAGCAGAUUCUGGAGGAUUUUAAGAAACCAAUUUGUCUUCUUGGUUUAUCAAGUGGAAUUAAUCAUACUGAAAAAAUCGCCAAAGAGGUUUUGGCAAUGUGUCCAUUUAUUGACAACUCCAUGAUUCACGGUCUUGUGGAAGUAAUUGAAGAACUGAAAUCUCGGGAGUAUGACCAGAACGGGAUAGUAGUUAAAAAUGAGACUGCAUCUGAUGGAUCAUACCUUCCUCGAUUUCCUGAAAUAUUUCAGAAUCUGUCAGAUGAAAAUAUGCUGUACGAGAGUAAUGAUGAGGAACCAGACUUUGGGAAAUUGAACCAUUAUAUUCACUUGCUUUAUGAAGACAUGGCCCAUAAAAUUGAAGGUACUUACAUACAUGUUUGUGCUAAUACAAUACAUACAUAUAACCACAAAACAAAGGGCACGAAAUAAUUUACACAU
Messenger RNA from Folsomia candida, 1728 nucleotides. RefSeq lists its product as uncharacterized. NCBI's taxonomy places the organism in Eukaryota, Metazoa, Arthropoda, Collembola, Entomobryomorpha, Isotomidae. The transcript has 4 exons. The record is from RefSeq and is a predicted model, not a curated record. Bases 1108 to 1719 code for a protein of 203 amino acids.